AUGGCAGCCAUGCCUCAAACACCGCAUAAAGAUGACCUCCCCGAAACGUGGUCGUUCCUCGAGGCGGGAAUCGAUAAUGUGAUGAUGAAGCUGGAGGAAGGAGUUGACAUGAAGCAUUACAUGGCUCUUUACACCGCCGUCCACAACUUUUGUACCUCACAGAAAGCCGUCACCAGCAGUCAAGGUCUACAAGCCCACCGAGGAGCACACCUCUUGGGCGAAGAACUUUACAAGUUGUUAGGCGAGUAUCUAUCGCGCCAUCUGGCUGUCGUCUACAAGGAAUCUCAAAGUCACGCCGAAGAAGCUCUUCUAGCAUUCUACAUCCGCGAAUGGUCCCGGUACACCACCGCCGCCAAAUAUAUCAACCAUUUGUUCAGCUACCUCAAUCGACACUGGGUGAAGCGCGAGAUCGAUGAGGGCAAAAAAAAUGUUUACGACGUCUACACUUUGCAUCUCGUCAAGUGGAAGGAGGAUUUCUUUGAGCAUGUUCACGAGAAGGUGAUGGAUGCCGUGCUAAACCUCAUUGAGAAACAGCGCAACGGCGAAACCAUCGAACAAUCCCAGAUCAAGAGCAUCGUUGAUUCAUUCGUCUCUCUGGGCCUGGACGAGAACGAUAGCAAGAAGCCCACCCUCGAAGUCUACCGAACCUACUUCCAGACGCCGUUCAUCGCAGCCACCAAGCAAUAUUACGAAAACGAAUCCCGACAGUUUGUGGCAGAGAACAGCGUUGUCGAGUACAUGAAGAAGGCGGAGGCUCGACUUGCAGAGGAGAAGGAUCGGGUCGGCCUUUAUUUGCACCCUGAUGUCACCAAGCUACUUACCGAGACGUGCCUCGACGUCCUUGUCACUGCCCAUUCCAACUUGCUUCGUGAUGAGUUCCAGAUUCUCCUGGACAAUGAGCGUCAGGAAGACCUUGCCCGGAUGUACCGACUCCUAUCUCGCAUCAAGGAGGGACUGGACCCUCUGCGUGCUACCUUUGAAAACCAUGUGCGACGAGCUGGCCUAGCUGCUGUUGAGAAGGUCGCAUCGGAGGGUGAUAACUUCGAGCCCAAGCUCUACGUGGACGCCCUUCUACAGGUCCAUACCCGGUAUCAAAAUCUCGUUGACGAGGCUUUCAAUGGCGAAUCUGAGUUUGUGCGUUCUCUCGACAAUGCUUGUCGCGAGUUUGUCAACCGAAACCGCAUCUGCAAGACAACAACGACUCGCUCUCCAGAGCUCCUGGCAAAAUACACCGAUGGUCUAUUGAAGAAGGGUUCCAAGGCUGCGGAGGAGUCCGAACUGGAGGAGAUGCUCACGCAGAUUAUGACUGUCUUCAAAUACAUCGAGGACAAGGAUGUUUUCCAAAAGUUUUAUUCUAAGAUGUUGGCGAAACGCCUGGUGCAUGUCAGCUCGGUGUCCGACGAUGCAGAGACCAGCAUGAUCAGUAAACUGAAGGAGGCUUGUGGUUUUGAAUACACCAACAAACUGCAGCGCAUGUUCCAGGACAUUCAACUCUCCAAAGAUCUCAACUCGAAUUACAAGGAUCACCAAGAAAAGACCUAUGAUGACGACGACCGCAAAAAGAUGGUCGACUCGCACUUCCAGAUCCUUGGAACUGGCUUUUGGCCUCUCAAUCCUCCCACGACCCCCUUCAAUGCUCCCACUGAGAUCAACAAGACCUGCGAGCGGUUCCAGCAAUUUUACUUCGGCAAGCACAAUGGUCGUAAGCUGACCUGGUUGUGGCAACUCUGCAAGGGCGAAGUUAAAGCGAAUUACAUUAAGAACGCCAAGCUACCCUACACCUUUCAAGUGUCGACUUACCAAAUGGGCAUCUUGCUGCUGUUCAAUGAGACUGACACCAUGGGCUAUUCCGACAUCCAAAAAGCGACAGCACUCGGCCCUGAAGUCCUUGAUCCUAACCUCAGUAUCCUUUUGAAGGCGAAGGUGCUCCUGGCAAGUCCGGAGGGUGCCAAGCCUGACCCCUCCACCACUUUCUCCCUCAACUACAACUUCAAAAAUAAGAAAAUCAAGGUCAAUCUCAACAUCCAGAUUAAGUCGGAGCAAAAGCAAGAAUCGGAUGAUACCCACAAAACCAUAGAAGAGGACCGGAAACUUCUGCUCCAGUCGGCCAUCGUCCGUGUUAUGAAAUCUCGAAAGAAGAUGAAGCACGUGCAACUGGUGCAAGAAGUCAUCCAGAUCGUCAAAUCUCGCUUCCCGCCCAAGAUCCCCGAUAUCAAGAAAAACAUCGAAGCCCUCAUGGAAAAGGACUACAUCGAGCGUCUAGACGGGGACGAAAUUGCUUACAUUGCUUAA
Messenger RNA from Penicillium waksmanii, 2292 nucleotides. It is a transcript of the gene culA, whose product is annotated as cullin culA. Gene Ontology annotation, biological process: protein ubiquitination; SCF-dependent proteasomal ubiquitin-dependent protein catabolic process. The transcript has 6 exons. Gene Ontology annotation, cellular component: SCF ubiquitin ligase complex. The record is from RefSeq and is a predicted model, not a curated record. NCBI's taxonomy places the organism in Eukaryota, Fungi, Ascomycota, Eurotiomycetes, Eurotiales, Aspergillaceae. Gene Ontology annotation, molecular function: ubiquitin protein ligase binding. The coding region runs from base 1 to 2292 and encodes 763 amino acids.